This is a messenger RNA of Frankliniella occidentalis (western flower thrips), 1713 nucleotides long. Its product is annotated as RNA-binding motif protein, X-linked 2. The record is from RefSeq and is a predicted model, not a curated record. Lineage: Eukaryota; Metazoa; Arthropoda; Insecta; Thysanoptera; Thripidae. The transcript is spliced from 5 exons. Gene Ontology annotation, molecular function: RNA binding. The coding region runs from base 179 to 1504 and encodes 441 amino acids. Gene Ontology annotation, cellular component: catalytic step 2 spliceosome; precatalytic spliceosome; U2 snRNP. Gene Ontology annotation, biological process: mRNA splicing, via spliceosome.
UCUCCCAUUGUUUUUGUUUGGUUUGUGCCACUAACCUCUUAACCUGUCGCCUUCGGAUGUCGUAGGAUAAACGUUUCCUCGCUGCUAAACCAGUCAUUCGUCCCACCGGUAUACUUUGCGUCUCUGUGAGGUUCUAUUUUCAUCCUAAAGGCGAAGAAUUUCCAUAUAGUCUGACAAAAUGAAUCCUCUAACGAACAUGAAAAAUGUUUUAAAGCUGUCCGAACAAGAACUUCGUUCUAGCAUGAAAACAUCAUGGCAUGACCAAUAUAAACAUAGCGCCUGGAUUUUUGUUGGUGGUUUGCCUUUUGAUCUCACCGAGGGAGAUAUAAUUUGUGUGUUUUCACAGUAUGGCGAGGUAGUGAAUCUUAACUUGGUGCGGGAUAAAGGAACUGGAAAGUCAAGAGGCUUUUGUUUUGUUUGUUACGAAGAUCAAAGGAGCACUAAUCUUGCUGUUGACAACUUUAAUGGUAUCAAACUUUUGAAUAGAACAAUUAGGGUGGAUCACUGUGAAGGAUAUAAGGCUCCUAAAGAUGACAAUCCCAAGUGGCAAGUUGAUGACGAGACACGUCAACUCCACUCUGAAGGCUGUGCACCUGGCUCCAAGUUUGGUAGUUUACCUCAACUCCCAAAACCUGGCUUUAAUGGAGGGUUAGACAAGGGCCCUAAUUUACCUCCUAUGGAAAGUUUACUUAAAAUCAAAACAGAAAAUGAAGAUGUCUCCACCAACAACAAAGCAAAGAAAACUAAAAAGGAGAAAAAGACGGAAAAAACUAAGGAUGCAGUUAAAAAAUUAUUCAAAAAUAAGAAAAAGGAAGAAUCAUCAAGUUCAUCUUCUAGCAGCUCUGAUGAUAGCAGCUCUGAAUCAGAUGAUGAACACUCGCAGAAGACCAAGAAAAAACUCAAAAGAAAGAAGCAAAGCAAAUCUUCAUCUAGUAGCGCAGAUUGUAAAAGAGAAAGCAACACUCAAAAAAAGAAAAAAACAGAUUCACAUAGAUUGAUAUCUAAAAAUGAAUCAUCUUCUGAUUACGAAGAUAGUGAUCAUAAAAUCAAGAAAGCAAAACAAUCCCAGAAAAAAUAUCAGCAACACAAUUCAUCAGAUAAUGAAUUUGAAAAAGAGGCAAGUGUUAGUAAACUAAAAGGUAGACUGGACGAAACAAGACCUAACAAAUUUAGUAGUGAAAAGUUUGAAUACCAUGAGAGUUCAAGAACUGACUUAAAAGCUAAGCCACUCGAGAGGAAAGAUGUGUACCCACCUCAUAGCUACCAUAAAGGUCAGAAAGACUAUGAUAAAGGGAGAUGGAGUGAUAGGGGAAGAGAGGAAAACUGGAGGUAUGAGAAUGAGCGGAAGUGCACCGAUGACAGAAGGGAAGAUAAGGAAAAAAGAGUUGAGAAAGGUAGAAAUGAGUACAGAAAAUAUGAUGGUGAAAGAAGAUAUAGGGAUGAAAGGAAGACAGGUCAAAGAGAAGAUUAUCAUAGAAAACAUAGUAGUUCAAAGCCUUACUAGUGGCUAUUUAUGUUCCCAGUUUUGGAUUGAUUAAAAACCAAAACGUUUUGUAGUAUGUAACCUGGUUCUUCUAAAGAUCUCAUUUAGUCACGAAUGCAGCCAAGUUACUUUGCAAAACAAAAGACUAAAUUUGUAUCACAUUUAUUGCAUUGUUAAAAUUUUUAACAUAAAAUUAAAUAGUCUAUUUUACAAGGCACUGAACACAAAAA